Caenorhabditis remanei is the source of this 1407-nucleotide messenger RNA. RefSeq lists its product as uncharacterized. Bases 1 to 1407 code for a protein of 468 amino acids. NCBI's taxonomy places the organism in Eukaryota, Metazoa, Nematoda, Chromadorea, Rhabditida, Rhabditidae. The transcript has 4 exons. The record is from RefSeq and is a predicted model, not a curated record.
AUGGAGCUCUCUAAUCAGAGAAAAAGACAACUAGUCGAUGCGACUACUACUGAAAACCUGAAAAAAGCGCUUACUGUGAAGCCAGAACCAAUUGACGAUUUCGAAAAAGGAGACCACGUGUCACCGUCGGCAACCCCAAUUCUUUCUUCAAUCAUAUCGACUCCACCGUCUCCGCCUGCUGCCGCAACGAAUAAUUCAAGUGUUCACAUGACAACGAGUCAAUCUAUCAACUACUUGACUCUUUUCACUGCGUUUCGUCAAUUCCUCAAUGGAUAUCUGCAAGCAGGUGGAGAUGUGAAUCUCGUGAAUGCUUUGGCCAACUAUGCAACCGCUCUGCCGUUGCCACCCAACCCAUUGAAACCUCUGUCUACAGUGGGUCUGACCACUUUCCCACCAUUCGUUUCCGAGGAAUCUCAAGAUCCCAAGCCAAUACCGAAUGUUCCAGCUAUCAAGUUAGAGCCCACUGAGCAGGCUGCAGAACCGGUGACAGUGCCUUCUUCAAGUGCGUCGAAGUUGCCAACUCUCAGUGCUGCUUUAGGAGAAGAAGGAAGUGUUCCAAACCGUAGCUCAUCGUCUACUGAUAUUCCGAACAAAUCUGAUAUCAAGCCACCACACAUCUCCUUUCCACCCUUCCCAAUGCUUCCGAUGCUACCGGCUCCCCAGUCGGUUGUCGAAGCCACGUCAGAGAUUCAACGUCUCCGUGAAGCAGCUUUCGGGAGAUACAAAAACGUUUUGUGUGUAAUUUGCAACGAGUGGAUUUGUUCCAGAAAUCGCAAGAAUCAUAUUGAAGCUCAUCUUAACUAUCGCCCAUACAAAUGUUCAGCAUGCACGUAUGCGAGACGUCGUGAAAUUUUUGUGACUCAACACAUCAAGAGUCAGCAUAAAGCAGAGGAAAACGUCACGAUGCUGACUUCUGUCGACUUACAUGUUUCUAUGGAAGUUGAUCGUCUUGCUGAUGAAUGUGUUACACGAACACGUAAACUCAUCGAGAACAUGCAAGAGAAAAAGGACGGCGAUUUUGGAGAGAACAAGGACUUUGACGAAAAAGCACUCGAGCUUAUGAUGUCAGAAGAAGCGGAAAAGAAAGUUGUAUUGAUUGAGUCGGUCAGUGCAGUGCGUCCAAAGGUUGCCAAUUACCAUCGCAGACAACGUACAAAAGUUCUCAAGAAGAUCUACGAUACUGACGUGGCAAAGCAAGCAGAACUGAAAAUUGUGAAAGAGGAAGAAGGAGGUAUGACGACAUCAAUCAGUUUGCAAGAAGGAUUCGAGAUAAAACUCGAAGAUUUGAUGAAAAUGGUCGAAGCAGUCGGUGGAAAUCCAGGAUCAGGAGAAAUUGUCUCAGAUGAUGCCAGUACAAAUGUGGUUGGAACAAGUGAACCAAGCAUUGAUUCAGCGCUCCAACAAUAA